Messenger RNA from Oikopleura dioica, 2136 nucleotides. NCBI's taxonomy places the organism in Eukaryota, Metazoa, Chordata, Appendicularia, Copelata, Oikopleuridae. The record is from the annotation of a GenBank genome assembly.
AUGAGUCGGCAAGCACGUGAACGUGGUCCAAGUGUGUUUAUCACUAUUCCAACAGUACCGAAAGAAACUCCUGAUUCACCAUUUCUGAAAGCACUGAAGAAGGAGCUCAAAAACUGCUCGGAUUCUACUUUUAUGGACAACUCUUACAAACCAUUCAAAAAUGAUAAGGACCCGACGAAGCUUAACUGGGAAUGUCCGUGUGUUGAUAAUCUUCCAUAUGGGCCCUGUGGACCUCUUUGGAGAAAUUAUAUGAUUCAAAAAGAAGUAGAAGGAAAGUCCAACGAAGAAACGUAUCCAGCUUACACUGCGUGGUGGGAAAAAAAUUCGUCAAAACUCGCCAACUCCCCAUUUUUCAAGAAAGGCGAGGAGCAUCAGUUUGAUAGGACAACAUCGGCGGAGAAACAGUUUGUACUUCAGAGCAAAUCAAUUCGAUUUGAGCGUUUCAAAGAUGCAGCAAGUCCUGAAAAAGAAUACGAAAUCUACUCGAGAGGUGGUGAAAAAUCCCCACUCGCAACGAAAAAUAUGCCAAACUGGAAAAAGUACAAAAACUGGACGGAAGCAGCUGAAGAUGUCACCUUCCGUAAUUUGCCCGCAAAUGUAUCUCAGCAUGAUAUCAUGCGUCAUCAUGGCGUGAAGCACCGCAAACAUUUGAAUACGAGAUACAUGUUUGAUAAGACGAUGUUAUCGAAAUUAAGCAACGCAUUCCCUUCAAAAUACAUCCGCGAUAAACAUGUGAUAGAGCUCUACCCAGGUUUUGGCCUACUUUCGCUUCGUUUCCUGAGGAAAGAGCCCCUAUCGUACACAUUCGUGGAGCCUGAUAAAAGAGUUGUGAAGUCGCUGCUAAAUAUAGCGCAGUCUUCGCGCGACAACGGAAUCGGCGUUCGAAUCGUGAGAACGGAGCCCCUCGAUCAUCGACUGGAUCAGCUCCAUUUCAACAAAAAUAGAAGGGGACUUCUUUACGAUGCAGAUUGGGACAGCGAACCCGAUACAGUCGUCAUCUCGAACACUCCGUUUUGGGCUACAAACAUGCUUUUGCUAAAACUUGUGGAAGAUGUUUGGAAUCGCGAGGGACUUUUCAGAGCGGGGAGAGUCCCGAUCUUUAUGAACUUUCAUUUGCCAGUUGGAUGCGAUCUGUUGGGGAAGACAUCAUUUUAUGGAAAACUCGUGGACAAUUUCUUUGAAGCGAAGGAGAUUCAGCCAGUUUAUGGCUCAUUUUACACGCCUAAAAUGGCAGAGGGCACGAUUUGGAUUCAAUUGACCCCGAGAAGAGAGUUCUUGCUAAAUGAGUCGCCAGAACAAAUCGGAAGGAUAAUCGACGCAAUCUUCAGCAGCUACAAAGACAAGAAAAACAUGAGCCACCCGAUGGCGAGGACGAAAGAACGAGUUGCGCAACGGCUCCAGAAUCUUCAAGAGCUAGUGCGGCCAGAAUUAAAGUCAGACGAGUUUUAUGGCGACGAAUAUCAUUUAUUGGACGACGAUCGUAAAAGUGAAGUCAUGGAGGAGAUCGCUCUCCAAAUUCUCAACGACGCGAACAUUUCUCCUGGCAAAUCAUUGGCGACGUUAAACUUCAAGGAUAUAAAGAAAUUGCUGGAAGUUUUGAAAAACUAUAAACGACAUGAAGAUUCACUAGAAGAUCACCUAAUUCCCUCAAAUGAAAAAGAGUUUCUCUCAUCAUCGCUUGAAUUUCUUGCUGAAAUGACGAAAUCGUCAGAAGAUGGACGACUCAAUCAAAAGGCGAUCAAGAGGUUGACGCAAUUAGUCAAAAUGGGCCAGGCGGAGGAAUCAAAGAGAAACAUCAUUGAGCAUUUCAAAUCGCGAAUAGAAGAGACAGAGGGAGUUCCAGAAGAUUUACAGAAAAAACUCGAUCUACUGGAGCUCACGAAAGAUGAAGAAAAGCUCGAUGAAAUCAUUUCCGAUUUCCUUAAAUCUGGCGGAAUGAGUCUUCUUGAUAGCGAUGAUUUCAAGGAAGAGAACAUCUCCUCUUUAUCCACGCACAACUGGGAAGAAGGAGAAAACCGAUCGCUGAAGCAAGCACAUAGAUUGAUGAAGGAAAAGUAUAAGACACGGUUCUUGACUUCGAAACCUCAGAAACGAGGCUUCAAGAGGAGCAAAGAAAGUUUAGCAAAACGAUUCUAG